AUGCCCGGCGUGGAGAACUGCGAUAUCUGCCGCUUCGCCUCAAAAGAGUACCUCUCGGAACGGCUGCCGCUCGCCUCCAGCUUCCCCUCUGGGACGCACCUCUCUGCCACCUGCCACCCAGAUCUCUACCAUUCUUUCGUGGGUUCGACUGCGCGUGCGUCAGGCCUAGAGCUAACCUGUGUCAAUGGCAACUGGGUCGAAGAGGGAGGCACACUGUCUAUGAUCAAGCUUGGCUGCCAGAUUGGACUGCAAGUCACGGCCACGGAGCCUUCGAGCUACAUGGACUACGACCGAAGCUCACGUGGCGAGGAGUGGUUCGAAGCUCACUAUGGCAAGACUUUGCGCUCCUGGGAUGGCUUAUGUCUGGCACCUGACCAUUGGGCAGGUGAAGCUGCGGAAGCUAACGCUGCCCGGCUGCAGACAGAAAGACUGGAGAUUCUGCAUGGUGUCAACGUAGAAGCAAACCAGGAUGUGCCGCACCUUGUGUCCUUCGUGCACCUGGCAUGGGGCAGGAUAG
Molecule: messenger RNA, 517 nt
Organism: Symbiodinium necroappetens
Lineage: Eukaryota; Dinophyceae; Suessiales; Symbiodiniaceae
Source: the annotation of a GenBank genome assembly